Molecule: messenger RNA, 4437 nt
Organism: Polyodon spathula (Mississippi paddlefish)
Lineage: Eukaryota; Metazoa; Chordata; Actinopteri; Acipenseriformes; Polyodontidae
Product: suppression of tumorigenicity 18 protein-like
Exons: 24
Coding region: 761-4210 (1149 amino acids)
Biological process (GO): regulation of transcription by RNA polymerase II
Cellular component (GO): nucleus
Molecular function (GO): RNA polymerase II cis-regulatory region sequence-specific DNA binding; zinc ion binding; DNA-binding transcription factor activity, RNA polymerase II-specific
Source: RefSeq, a predicted model, not a curated record
UUUAAGACAGAAAUGAUAUCAAAGUAUUAACUUAAAAAAAAAAGAAAAUAAAAACAAGUGGCUCAUUUUUUUAUUUAAAUUUCAAACUUGUAACAAAACAUUAUUCCAACAAAGUAUGUUUGAAUGUCUUAAUUGGGUUCAAAAUCUCAUUCAUAACAAACCCAUAAUGAUUAAAUGCAGAUUACAGAGGAAGAAUAAAAGGUAAACUUCCUGAGGUUCAAAGCAGAGGACAAUGCCUAACUCUAUUUUUGACCCACCCUAAACUUAACCUCAAGCCCUCAUAUUUUAAUUAUUCAGUGAUCCCCAGUUUACAUUUCUACUUAUGAUCCUAUUAAUCACACUUCAUAAAAAAAUUAAAAUAAAACAAAAAUAGCAGAACGUCUGAAUUGGUAAAAUACUGUUUUAGCUGGGAUUAUACAGGAGUACAUGUAUCAACACUAUAAACAGAUGGAAUUGGAAAGCAACAAUUCUUAAUUUACAUAAAUUACUAGUGUGGUGUCAGGUAACUAAAAGUUCGACAGUGAAAAGUUUUGACUUGUAGGAAGUCCUCUGUUUGUUAAUCUAUCAAAACUGCCUGAUGCGAGGAAACUGAAAGUUGAAGGAGGCGAAGUUUGAAAGUUAUGGUCACGUGGUUUUAAAGUUGUGCAAAGUUUUUGUUGUCAAGUUUUGGAUCCGUGCUGUGUUUAAAGGUUGAUGGAACAAAUGUAUCUUCCGUAAAAGAAACCACACCCUCAGACCAACAACUUCUACAACUUCGAAAAUGAACAUGGGGAAAGGAAGCCUGAAAAGGUUCAGAAAGGAAUCCAGGAUAGUCCAGAAAAGAAGAGGUGGCAGCAAAGUUGCAACUAAGAAGAAUUUCACCAAGACAACAAUAAAGGGAGCACGCCCAAGAGUUGUGGACAAGCCAGCUGUUAAAUCAUUAAGCAGCUUAAGAAGAUCAAGAAAUCUGGAGAAACCUGCAGAGCCAGAAGAGGAAGGGGAAGAUGAGGACCAUUGCAGUGUGUCCUCUGGGCAAGAGAAUGAAUUUCACCCCUGCAUACUGAAGCAGUCACAGACUUACAGUUGUAGUGAGAAGUUAGAACUCUCUGGAACAACUUGUAAAUCAACCUGUAGGCAAACAAAGAUGGAAGCAGAAAGUGAAGAGAAGAGGCUUCAAACACACAAGGGAAGCAAGGUUCCUGUAGACUGUAUAGCACAGGCUCUCGGCACCUAUGGCUCCAUGGCAAGAAAGAGAAGUGCCCAGGAAGUACUGUGCGGAGCCCCAGUUAACAAGAGGAAGUCUCUUCUGAUGAAACCACGGCACUACAGUCCCAGCAAUGACUGUGAGGAGGAGAAUGAGGACCUCACAGAACCAGAGGACAAAGAAGAGGCAAGGAGCACUGACUCUCCAGCAGGUGGAAACUUAGGGAAACUAGCCCGAGUGAGUUUGGAGACAGACAAGCUCUCACGCAAAAACAGCUACCACAAUGCAGUGGAAAAGACACUACUAAAACAAGAACCUGAGAAUUCACCUGAGCAUGCUGCCUUUGAAAGCACCCUGAAUGACAGUGGCAUCCACUCCACAGAAGCAGACAGUGAAGGUAAUGUGCCACACCAAGCAAAAGAGGAAAAGAAUGCUGCUUCAGAGGCAGAGCCUUAUUGCUCUUUGGUGCACAGUGAAAGCCACUCUGAAAUUGUGGACAGUGGGUGGGAAAAUUUGUCCAAGUUUGUGAAGGUGAAUGGCAUAAACGGUAAUCACACAACAGAAUCACUGAAGAAGAAAAGUGAUGCAGUGAAGAAUGAUGAUGACAUGGAUUCAGGUGUUUGCCAAGACCUGGAUGUGCAAAUAAAAAAUCUGCAUGGUGAGACCCUGGGCUCUAGGAAAGACUCAAGUGAAAGUGAAGACAAGGCUGAUGUUCUUGAUGAAGAUGAUGGCUGGUCAGCAGGGGUUUCAGAGCACACCCUUGAUUUCGACAGGGCUAAAGGGAAUCUGAGUCUCCUGGAACAGGCCAUAGCCCUUCAGUCUGAGCAGCGGCAGGUCCUUCACAAUGCUUACAAGGAAAUGGACCGGUUCUUAUUGGAACAAAUGAGUGGGGAACGGAGACACAGCAGACUCGUAGACAUUGAUGGCAAACACAACUAUAACAACUGCAAAGAAUCUCCACGAUCAGAUAAGAAAGAAACAAAGUGCCCUACACCAGGUUGUGAUGGCACUGGUCAUGUGACAGGACUCUACCCACAUCACAGAAGUCUUUCUGGGUGCCCUCAUAAGGUCCGAGUGCCACCAGAGAUCCUUGCCAUGCAUGAGAAUGUACUAAAGUGUCCAACGCCAGGAUGCACAGGGAGGGGGCAUGUCAACAGUAACCGUAGCACACACAGGAGUCUUUCUGGUUGUCCUAUUGCUGCUGCUGGAAAAAAUCCAAAAUCCCAGGAAGAUAGUCCAAAAAGUGGACAAAAUUCUGACUGGGUCUCCAGACUUCCAGGCUUGCCAAGACAGUUCGAGGUUCCUCAAUACAGCUACAGUUUUGCACAGCCUGUCACUGCUCUCCAAGCAAACCUGGCAAAGAAUUUGGACAAAUACAGCAAGGUCCGCUUUGAUUAUGCUAGCUUCGAUGCACAGGUCUUUGGUAAACGCACUGUUGCCCCUGUUGCACUGGACAAGGAUGCUGCACACUUUUCUGAAUCAUCCCCACAGUUUUCAAGCUCACAGACAUCCAGUAACAGACUGCCAGCUCCCCGGGCGAAGAGCCCCUGCCAUCCCAGCACCUACAGCUACAGCCAUACUGGAGACGCCCAUGCUGCUGCUGCGGCCGCUGCCAUUCUCAACCUGUCCCCCCAAUACAGAGGGAUGCCUGACAGUAACUCUACCAAGCCGCAGGCUCCCUCCAGAAAGGAUGUAUUCAUCGAGGUGGAUGAAAAUGGCACUCUGGACCUGAGCAUGAAAAGGAACCGUGUACAUGAGAAGGUCCCUCCAGUUCUACCUUUGGAAACUGUACCAUCUACACCAAAGUCUUCUCCUUCAAAAACUGGCAUCAUCCUGGUAACACCUGCCUUCUAUCAGGCUCUUUGUGAACGGGAAGGAUGGGACACUCCCGUUAACUACAGCAAAGCCCACAAAUUAAUAGACAAAGAGAAAGAAGAGCUGGAUAGUGUAGCUGACAAUCUGGAGGAAAGAAAAUAUCCAGGUGAUGUAACUAUUCCGAGCCCAAUGUCCAAACCUCUUUCCAGGGACAAUAAAAAGGAGCUGAUGAGCUGUCCAACUCCAGGAUGUGAUGGAAGUGGACAUGUGACUGGAAAUUAUGCUUCUCAUCGCAGUGUUUCUGGCUGUCCAUUGGCUGACAAGACUCUAAAAUCUAUCAUGGCCGCCAAUUCUCAGGAACUCAAGUGUCCAACACCUGGUUGUGAUGGUUCAGGUCAUGUGACUGGAAACUAUGGUUCACACAGAAGCUUAUCUGGCUGUCCAAGGGCCAAGAAAGGAGGGCUGAAACUAACGCCCAGCAAGGAAGACAAGGAAGACAAAGACCUUAAAUGUCCAGUAAUUGGUUGUGAUGGCCUGGGUCACACAUCAGGCAAAUAUACAUCCCAUCGCAGUGCAUCAGGCUGCCCUGUAGCUGCCAAGAGACAGAAGGAGAGCUCCAAUAACGGGUCUCCAUUCUCCUGGAAUGUCAGCAAACAAGAACUGCCACACUGUCCUUUGCCAGGCUGUAAUGGAUUAGGUCAUGCUAAUAAUGUGUUUGUCACUCAUAGAAGUUUGUCUGGAUGUCCUUUGAAUGCCCAGACAAUCAAGAAAUGUAAGCAUUCAGGAGAAGAGAUGAUGACCAUUAAACUUAAAGCAAGCAGCGGUAUAGAAGAUGAAGAAGACAUGAAACACCUAGAUGAGGAGAUCAAGGAACUGAAUGAAUCAAAUCUUAAAAUAGAGGCCGACAUGCAGAAACUCCAGACUCAGAUAUCUUCAAUGGAAUGUAAUUUAAAAUCAAUUGAAGAAGAAAACAAGAUGAUUGAGCAGCACAAUGACAGCCUGCUGAAGGAGUUAGCUCGUCUGAGUCAGGCUCUUAUCAACAGCCUUUCUGAUAUACAACUCCCUCAAAUGGGGCCAAUCAGCGAGCAGAAUUUUGAAGCCUAUGUGAACACUCUGACAGACAUGUACAACAAUUCGGAGCACGAUUACUCGCCUGAAUGUAAAGCUCUUCUUGAAAGCAUCAAACAAGCUGUAAAAGGCAUUCACAUGUAAAUGUUCAAGCCAGUAUAACUUGUAUCAAAGCUAUAAAUGCUGCUGAACAGUUGGAUUCUUUGGGAUGGACUGGUUUGGUUGGAUAUACAAGAGAACACUUUUGGAAAUGCAGUUCCGUAUUACAGCUGACACAUUGCACUAAAAAUAUAUUUAUACCAGUAACAGUGGUGACUUAAUGGACAUUAACAACAAUUCACUUGAAAUCUUUAUUUUAUUGAAUUUUUUCC